UCCUCACGGCCCGGCCUCCCGGGCCGAUCCGGUGCAGCUCCCCGGCGCGGGCCCUGAGCUGCCGUAAACACCGCGGCUGGGGCGGGGAGCGCGGCCGAGGCCGCCCUCGGUGGGGCUGUCCCCCCACGGUGUUACUGCGGCUGUGGGGGUCGCCGCGGGGACGAUUCCCCCCCUCGGCAGCUCUUCGGCUCAACGGGGCGGGGAGAACAACAGGCCUCGAGUUGGUUUGUCGCGACAUCUUCGGAGAAAGCGCCGGUAGCCGCCUGGUUGUCGCUUCCCGCGUUGUGUGUGUGGCUCCUGGGGCUCCCAGCCAACAAGGAAUCCUCGGACCCGGAUCUGCAUCAUGGAAAAGCAAGUGCUCAAAUCCUCUGAGGAGCGAACAUUUCAGUACCAAGAUUCUCUGCCUUCCCUGCCCGUCCCUCCUCUUGAUGAAUCUUUAAGUAAAUACCUUGAUGCAGUGAAACCCUUUCUAAAUCAAGAAGAAUACCAGAGAACUGAGGAUAUAGUUAAAAAAUUUGGAAAUGGGAUUGGGAAAGAAUUGCAUCAGAAAUUACUGGAAAGAGCCAAAACAAGAAGGAAUUGGCUGGAGGACUGGUGGCUGAAUGUGUCUUAUCUUGAUCUUCGCAUAUCAACGCAAAUACACUGUAACAUGGCAGGCCCCGGUCCCUAUAUUGAACACUGCUGGCCACCAAAAGAGGGCACUCAGAUAGAAAGAGCAUCUGUAAAUAUAUGGCACACCCUGAAAUACUGGGAUCUAUUACGAACUGAGAAGGUGGCUAUAGAGAGAUCUGGGGACGCUAUUCUGGACAUGCACCAAUUCAGAAUGCUCUUCUGCACGUGCAGAAUUCCUGGAGUUACCAGAGACUCAAUCGGCAGUUAUUUUAAAACUGAGACUGAAGGUGAAUGCCCAUCUCAUUUAAUAGUCCUGUGUCGAGGUCGAGUGUUUGCAUUUGAUGCUAUCUACGAAGGCAGUAUGGUGACUCCUGCAGAGAUUUCCAGGCAACUUACGUAUAUCCAGAAAAGAUGCCAUAGUGAACCAGAUGGCCCAGGACUGGCAGCCUUAACAAGCAACGAAAGGACAAAAUGGGCAGAGUUACGUGAAUAUUUGAUUGCUCUUGAUCCAAAAAACUUAACUCUUCUGGAAAAAAUUCAGAGCAGCUUGUUUGCAGUCUGCCUGGAUGAUUCUAGUCCCCAUGCAACUCCUGAAGACUACAGCGAGGUUACAAGGCUGGCGCUCACAGGUGAUCCAACUGUACGCUGGGGAGAUAAAUCCUACAAUAGCGUAUUCUUUUCUAAUGGAACCUGUGGCUCAUUCUCUGAUCAUUCUCCUUUUGAUGCCAUGGCUUUAAUCACCAUGUUAGCUGUUGCUGAAAAGAAGAUUAUUGAAAAUGAGGGAAAAUGGAAGGGAUCAGACAAAGUGAGGGAUAUGCCAUGGCCAGAGGAACUUGUAUUCACAGUGGAUCAAAAAAUUAUAAAUGAAAUUGGACGUACUAAAGAAAUGUAUUAUAAAAAGGUAUCUGACUUGCAGCUAGUGAAUUAUGCCUUCACAUCAUUUGGCAAACAAUUGAUCAGGAAGAAGAAACUUCAUCCUGAUACAUUUGUGCAGCUCGCCCUUCAGUUGGCUUAUUACAAAUGCCAUGGACGUCCGGGCUGCUGUUACGAAACUGCCAUGACCAGGCGUUUCUAUCAUGGCCGCACAGAGACCAUAAGAUCGUGUACGAUGGAAGCAGUGGAGUGGUGCAAGUCCAUGCUGGAUCCUUCUGACAGUAAUUAUCAACGACUGCAGCUGAUGCAUAAAGCCUUUGCGAAGCACAAUAAAAUGAGGAAAGAAUGUGAGAAUGGAAAAGGCUUUGAUCGUCAUCUUCUGGGUCUCCUACUCAUAGCACAGGAGCAAGGACUGCCAGUGCCAGAACUUUAUAUGGACAAUGCCUUCACAACUAGUGGAGGAGGUGGGAAUUUUGUUCUUUCAACUAGUCUGACUGGCUACAGUAGGUUUAAUGGAUCUACCCUCCCUAUGGUACCUCAUGGCUAUGGCUUCUUUUAUGCAAUCAGAGAUGACAGGAUCGUUGCUACCUGUUCUUCUUGGAAAUCGUGUCCAGAGACCGAUGCAGAGGUGCUGUGCAGAACUGUGUUCCAGUGUUUUCAGGACAUGCUGCAUUUAACAGUUGUGGCUCAGCUGUAAGGUUGAUUACUCUGUAAAAGCCUUUGCAACUCACAAGUAAUACUUAGAAAUGAAAGGCUACGCAAGAGUACUGUUAUAGUCAAGACAUUUAAUGAUCUAUGUGAAGUCUACCUAUUAUUAUGGGAUUUACUGUGGUAAGAGUAUCAUAGCCAUUUGCAACAGCAAUGCAAGCAGUAGUACCUUAACUAUGUAGAACUAUGCAAUAUUAAAAUAUGCUUCAAAAAUGCAAACAUACUAGAGAGAUGGGGUGUUGGAAAUGGAGAGUUUAUGGGAGAUUUGCAUUUAUGAUCAUAGCAGUAACAUGUAGAAUACUUUCUAAAUGGUCUACUGAUACUGUUUACACCAGUGGAGCACUUAUCUGGGUACUUAAGAAUAACUACACUAUCCUUUUAGGUGAUUAUACUUCCUACUCGUAGAGGUUUAUGGAAUAGAAGGGCUGCCUCAGUCAGGCUGUAUGUUAUUUUAUAAAUGAUCUUUAAUUUUUGCUGUCAGGUUUAUACCCAAUAAAUGUUGUAUCUGUAAAUGGGGAUGAUUCCACUACAUUUGUAUUAGGAGGGGACCACAGUGUGAACUCUUGAAAACUGAGCUCUCAAUAAUAAAGGCAGAAAGCAGCAGGUGGUUUUCACGCUCCUCAAGAGUUUUUAUCUUUUAGUGAACUGUGAAUGUCUGCUGCUUUACACUAAUAAUACACAAUAAGCACUGAAUGCAGUUGGAUAUAAAUUUCAGAAUUUUAAGACUUGAAUCCUCUGUUUGAGCAGCUUUGUAUUUUCCUGUCAUAUAAAUAAAAUUAUUCUAAAAA
Columba livia (rock pigeon) is the source of this 2981-nucleotide messenger RNA. RefSeq names its product carnitine O-octanoyltransferase (gene CROT). Gene Ontology annotation, molecular function: carnitine O-octanoyltransferase activity. The coding region runs from base 344 to 2182 and encodes 612 amino acids. Gene Ontology annotation, cellular component: peroxisome. The transcript has 17 exons. The record is from RefSeq and is a predicted model, not a curated record. Lineage: Eukaryota; Metazoa; Chordata; Aves; Columbiformes; Columbidae.